Marasmius oreades (fairy-ring Marasmius) is the source of this 2822-nucleotide messenger RNA. RefSeq lists its product as uncharacterized. NCBI's taxonomy places the organism in Eukaryota, Fungi, Basidiomycota, Agaricomycetes, Agaricales, Marasmiaceae. Gene Ontology annotation, molecular function: microtubule binding; GTP binding; GTPase activity. Gene Ontology annotation, cellular component: cytoplasm; microtubule; membrane. Bases 501 to 2762 code for a protein of 753 amino acids. The record is from RefSeq and is a predicted model, not a curated record. The transcript is spliced from 11 exons.
AUUCACUCCCUUUUAUCCUCCUCAGCGACUUUGCCGUUCUCUUUGUAUUCCUUUGAACAAGUGUAAUGGUCUCCUGCAUGUUUACGCAUCGGGCCCUUUUGGGGUAAACAAAAGCUUACAGGUCUAUGGCAAUUUAGAAGCCUUGUGGAGAGCAGGAGCUCUAGCGCUCAUGCAUAAAGGCGGCGUUUUGAGAACCUGGUGGCGAAGCACAUCUGUAAUUGACUGUAAACCGAGAGCGAGGGACAAGCCUCGUGUUAUAACCUUUUUUUGGGGAGAAGAAUACCACUGUCCCAUUAAACGCCUGACGACCGUAUGCCCUGGCGCUCAGUAGUUCAAUCGAAGUUCUUCUAAAUCGAAGGGAGGACAGCUUGGAGAAUCAGUUCGAGAAUCAUUGUAGGAGACGCCCAAAAAUACCUUACAAAAGGUCGACUUUUGACUCCUUUUUCACCAACAAAGUCAAAGCCCCCACGCUUUGUCUGGCUGUCGUCUCCAAACUCACAAUGCCAAGCUCUCCCUCCGACGACGACUCGUCUAGCGUAGUCUCCGCAAUGACUUCAUCCUCGAAUGAACCUCCUACUAAGACGGCAUCAACACCCGCUGUCGGCUUGUCCAGUGCUACGCUUUCGCAAGGACGACGCAAAUUGCUCGAGCUGACAAACAGGCUCUUGAAUACAGGGGUGCAACUCGAUAUCGACAUUCCUCGUAUUGCAGUCAUAGGCAAUCAAAGUGCAGGAAAAUCAUCCUUGAUUGAGGCUAUUUCUGGUAUCACUCUUCCAAGAGCCUCUGGGACCUGUACUCGGUGCCCCACCGAAUGCCGUUUAAUGAACUCUCAGAAUGGUCCUUGGAAGUGUGUAGUCUUCCUUCGCACUCUGUACGACGCGUCUGGUCAAUUGCUACGCCAAGCGAAGAACGAGGCCUUCGGAAGUCCAAUUUAUAACAAGGCAGAGGUUGAGGACCGUAUCCGCAGGGCACAAGUUGCGAUUCUCAACCCCAAGAUUUCCCACGCAGAAAUUUUGGAAGGAGAUGUCGAUUCUUAUGUUGGCAGCAAUACAUUCUCUGCUAAUUGCGUUGCUCUGGAGAUCAGCGGACCAGAUGUAGCUGAUCUGUCUUUUUGCGAUCUUCCUGGUCUCAUUCGAUCGACGCGUGAUGGCAACUCGAGGGAUAUCGAGUUGGUCGAACGAAUGGUGGAGUCCUAUAUCAAAAAGCCCAGCUGUAUCAUCUUGCUCACUGUUUCGUGCGAGACCGACCACAUGAAUCAAGGAGCGCUUCAUCUUGCUAAGAAAUUUGACCCCAACGGUGAACGUACUGUCGGUGUCCUCACCAAACCCGAUAGAAUUGAUCAAGGGGAUGAGAACGCGUGGCUUGGUUUCAUUCGUGGCGAAGAGCAGUGUUUGCAUAACCAUUGGUUCUGCGUGAAGCAGCCUAGCACCUCCGAACUAAACAAAGGCGUAACUUGGGCCGAAGCUAGGAAGCGGGAGAGUGAUUUCUUUUCGAUGACAGCACCUUGGUGUGACUUGGAUGCGAUGUAUCAGAAGUACCUCCGGACGUCUAACCUUGUGGAUCGUCUUAGUAUUAUCCUUUCUGAUCUCAUUGCGAAACGGCUACCCGAAAUUCGCCGUGAACUUGAAAACGCAAUACAAGAGACCAAGGAUACUCUCCGAAAGCUUCCGAAAGCUCCAUCAAACGAUCCCCUCAAUGAGAUUUCUACUAUGCUGUAUGAAUUCAGUGCAGAUAUUCGCAAGUUCGUCGAGGGCGUUCCGAAUCCCAAGGGGCUACAUCAGACUAUUCGACCAUUCCAAGAGCACUUCAGGCUUACGAUCCAACACACCCGACCUCAUUUUAUACCGUACGAACUACGAUGUGGUGGACGUUCUAUCCCUCGGCCUUCUUUCAUCGAGCAUGAGGAGCAAGAGGCUGAAGGAGAGGACGAGGAGGGAUCGAUCUACCUCGAGGAGGUUCUGCAAAGGGCGAACGACGGUCGUACCAGAGAACUACCCGGAAACCAUCCGUACGUUGUCGAGGAAUCUUUCGUCUCUGAAAUUACCGCACGAUGGGACGACCCUACACAGAGGUUCUGCAAGGAAGCGUAUGAGACGAUUCUCGACAAGGUUGUCGUUGUUAUUGAGAAACAUUUUGGUGAUUUUGGGCAAGGACAGCUUGAGAGGCGCAUCAGUAACAUCGUCCAAGAACACAUGCGAAAGCGAUACGAAGAGACGAAGGACCGUUUACAAUGGCUCGUCAAACUAGAGGCUCGGCCAUCCACCUCGAACACCCACUAUUUCACGGAUUACCGUGACAAAUUCCUUGAUUUCUACCACGGAUUGAGGCAACGGGACAGAAAUCCUCAGUUGAUUGAGAUGUGUUUGGGGAAUGGACAGAGCUUGGAGGUUCGGAAUGCGCUUUCUCAGCUUGCAGGCUUGGGGAUCUCCGAGCUAAAACCCAAAGACCUUCAACGUUUGUUGCCUCGGGACGAGAUGGAGCCGGCUCUCAAGAUCAUGGCCGAAAUCAGGGCUUAUUUCCAAGUUGCCUACAAACGAUUCGCGGACAACGUUCCCCUCGUGAUUGAUCACGAGUUGAUUUGGGGUUUGGAGAGGAACCUUCUCGAAGUUUUGUUUGAGAAGCUGAAGAUUCAUACAGCAGAUGGACCUGAGAUAUGUCGGGAGUUUGCUGAAGAAAGUUCCGUGAUUGCGGAUCGUCGCGAAGAGCUUUCCACGAAGCUGGAGCGGUUGCGAAUCGCUAGUCAGGAAUUGACGAAGAUGUAAAUUUUUAGGAUUAUAUACUGGCGCUACCAAUGUAGCUCUUUUUGGCUUGCUCUUCUCAAC